AUGUCUCCUCGGCUUACGGUACAGCGUCCGUCGCCUUCGACGGUAUUAUUUACCGCCUCCAACGCGCCCGCACGCUGCACUUGGUCGUCGAAGCUCGCAUUCGGCAUCGAGGUCCUAUUACGCAUUGUGGGCUUCUUAUUGGUGUUGCUGGUCAAUUUCGCAAAAGUUCGUCACUUCAUAUCCAUCACUGAUGGAGACUGGGGUGUGUCGCCUGAAUUAUGGGCAACCAAGGUGGGAUCACUCGCCUGUCGCAUUGCGGACUACUAUACGUGGCCGAUUGUGGCUAUCGCAAGCGCAAUACUUACAUUUGCAGUGUGGAGGAAAAGAUAUACCGAGGAGUCUCUUCUAGUGAUUCGCGGUUUGGGCGUUCAGACCUCGACUUCCUCUUCCAUGUAUUGGUCUAGCGCCGCUACGAGAUUUAUCCCGACUACCCAGAUUCAAGAUAUUGUUAUACAUGAAGCUUUCAAAGGAUUUGAAGUUCGUUUCUACCUUGCGAUAAUCGUGGAAGGCGAAGGUGGAGUAGUCGUUGUUUUUCCGAAUCUCUUACCGAAACGCAUGCUCCUCGAAGAGGUCUGGCGAGGCGCUCGUCAGUGUCUCUAUGAAUCCAAAACCGUGCCUCUACCAGGAUGA
Messenger RNA from Talaromyces stipitatus ATCC 10500, 630 nucleotides. Its product is annotated as phosphatidylinositol N-acetylglucosaminyltransferase, putative. The record is from RefSeq and is a predicted model, not a curated record. Bases 1 to 630 code for a protein of 209 amino acids. Gene Ontology annotation, biological process: GPI anchor biosynthetic process. The transcript has 3 exons. Gene Ontology annotation, cellular component: glycosylphosphatidylinositol-N-acetylglucosaminyltransferase (GPI-GnT) complex. Lineage: Eukaryota; Fungi; Ascomycota; Eurotiomycetes; Eurotiales; Trichocomaceae.